UCCUGCUAGCUCACGCAGACACUGUUCUUCUGCCGUUAUCAAUAUUUAUUGCCUCCUCAAUUCUUAGUACCGCAGCUUAAUUAACUCGCAUAUUCCCCGCCUCUGCCUCUGCUCCAUGCCAUGUUCUUGAAUUUCUCUCGAAUUGUUUUCUUGCUCCACAGCAGAGGCGCAUUUGCCGGAGAUUUAUAGUAGCCUCCCACUUUGCUCCCCUCCCUGCUUGUCCCUUUCCCUCAGUGGGGGUUGGCAUCUGACCCAAGCAAAGCGUCGGUUCUCGCAAUUCCUGCCCACGCUUCUUUUUGGCUUAAUCUGUGUGCAAGAUCUGAUACAAAGGGGGAGGCAAACCAAGAGAGGAGGGGUUCUUGUGUGGAGUUCUUUCAGCAAUGAGGCCCGACGCGCGGCUGGAUUCGGCGGUGUUCCAGCUCACCCCAACUCGGACCAGGUUUGAUUUGGUUCUCAUAGUGAAUGGCCGGAAGGAGAAGAUAGCCUCCGGCUUGCUAAAGCCGUUCCUGGCACACCUCAAGGCUGCCCAGGAUCAGAUUGCCAAGGGAGGGUACUCGAUCACGCUUGAACCGAAUUCAGGGGUCGAGGCACCAUGGUUUACCAGAGGCACGGUGGAGAGAUUUGUGCGCUUUGUGAGUACUCCGGAGGUGCUUGAGCGAGUGACGACAGUUGAGUCUGAGAUUUUGCAACUCGAGGAUGCUAUCGCUAUACAGAGCAAUGAUAAUCUUGGGUUAAGAUCAGUAGAAGACCACGGAGGGAAAUUGACAGAAAGCAAUGAAGGUAGCCGGUCAAAACAUGAUAUGGAUGCAGAUAAGGCAAUUGUGCUCUACAAGCCUGGAUCAGAAUCUACGCCAGCAAUGCAGGAUGAGACUACAGCACAUGAGGAGAAUUCAAAAGUUCAAUUGCUCAGAGUGCUUGAAACCCGUAAAAAUGUCUUACGGAAAGAGCAGGCUAUGGCGUUUGCUCGUUCUGUGGCGGCUGGGUUUGACAUUGAUAGCUUGGGUUACUUGAUUGCAUUCGCAGAGCGCUUUGGUGCUUCACGUUUGAUGAGGGCAUGCUCACAGUUCAUUGAACUGUGGAAGCAAAAGCAUGAGACUGGACAAUGGAUUGAAGUUGAACCUGAAGCAAUGUCUACGCGCUCUGAAUUUCCUCCCUUUAAUCCAUCUGGCAUUAUGUUUAUGGGAGACAACAUGAAGCAAAACAUGGAACCGCUUUCUGUUCCCAACGGAGAGACCAAUGGCGAGGAUGCUGCUAAAGCUGAUCAGAAAUCUGGUCAGCAUGCAGGAUAUCAAGCAGCAUACCCCCCAUGGGCAAUGCAUCCUCCAUCUGGUGCAGCUGUUUACCCACCUUAUCCUAUGCAAGGCAUGCCAUACUAUCCUGGAGUGAAUCCAUACUACCCUCCAUAUCCUCCUGUGGAUGACCCUAGGCAUCACUACUCGGGAAGGAGAUCAUCGAGGAAGCACUCGUCGGAUAGUAAAGACUCAGAAACACUGGAGGAUGGAAGUGAUGACAGCAGUUCAGAAAGGGGGAGUUCUCAUGGCCACAAGUCACAUAAAAAGGGCAAGCGCUCAGGGAAGAAGAAACCUAGUGUAGUUGUUAUUCGGAAUGUGAAUGUAACAUCAAAAAAACAUCGUUCAUCAGAGAGUGAGUCGCAAUCAAGUUCUGAUGCUGGGUCUGAGGACAGUGAUGAUUCACACCCUAAGUCAAGAGACGGGAAGCAUAAGAGCUCAAGUUCAAAGAAAACAAGUGGUAGAAAAACUGCUAUGGGCUCUGGAGAUGAGUAUAUCAAGGAUGAAAGAUCUUAUGGUCAAGAUGCCGACCAAGGAAACUGGAGUUCAUUCCAAAAUUUCUUGCUAAGAGCAGAAGAGAAAACAAGAUCCAAUGACGCAGACCUAUUUUCUGGUGAAAAAGAGCCCCCAUCAAGUAGAAAAAAGAAUGUAAACAGUGCUGAUCCCAUUGUUUUAGCUGGGCGAGAUUCUUAUGAUUUCCAUGAACGAGGGGCAGUAGGCUUUGAUUCAGCCAAUGGGAGGUCUAGAGGUAUUCGAGCGCUAUCCAAUGAUGAACUAGUGAUGUCUGGGGAUGGGAGAAGCUACAUGGAUGGUGAAAUGAAGGAGAUAGAAGCUGCUGGUGGGGCAUACAGGAGAGGGACAAGUGAUGACUUCAUGGUGUAUGGUCAGGGAAGGCCGAUCGACAGGAGGAGUUCAUUGGAUCCUCUUGCAGAGGCCAGGUAUAGGAGUCCCACUCAGGUUGACAAGAAUGGGUACGGUGCGACUGAUGAGUCCUUUAUAAUUCCUGUUAGAUCCGACUCACAUGAUAAUGUUGGACCAGAAAGCCGAACUGCUAUUGACAUCGAUGUCGAGCUUCCUUAUAGCAUUCAGAAAAAAACAGAUAAAAAGUCUGAAACUCAACUUUUCUAUGAGCCAGAUCAAUUGUUGCCAGAGCGUGGAUUUGAUGAUGCUUCAUUUGGAUAUGACCCGGCAAUGGAUUACGAUAGCCACAUGCAGGUCCAAACCAUUGUCAAGGUUGAAGACAUAAGUGCAGAGGAUGUCUCACCGAGUAUUGAUAAUGACACAAAGAAGCCAGAGAAACAGAAGCCAAGAAAUGCGAAGGAUAGUUUGGAUAAAAGAAAGAAAGAGGCAUUGCUGAGGAGACUUUCAGCUCCAAAGACCCCACUAAAUGAUGCACAAAAACGUGCACAAAAUAUGCGAGCAUAUAAAGCUGACCUUCUGAAACUGAAGAAAGAGCAGGAAGAGGAACAAAUGAAGCGACUCGAGAGGCUAAAACUAGAGAGGCAAAAGAGAAUCGCUACAAGAAGUGGGAAGGAUUCUCCAAAAGCAAGCAAAGAGCACGCAAAUGGCCUGAGUAAAUCGGUCCCGUCAUUUACCGGUGUGAAGAAAGAGAAGGGUGGGACAACUGAACCAUUAGGGGAGCGGCUGAAGAGGCUCUCUGAACCCAAAAGCCUUGCUGGGACAGAUCAUCCUUCCAAUCCAAAGUUGAUCACCGCAGACCAUUCACGCAGAAGAAGCAUGGCAUGAGGGCAGACAACGUGAUAUCUUGAAUUUGUCAUUCAUUCAGCUUGGCAACCUCAUUCGAACCAUGAACAAGAUCCCCAAACUUCCUGUGCAGGGAAAAAAAAGUGGUGUUUGCUUGCCUAUUUACAAGAUUGCCGAUGGAAAGCGAGCUUCUCUCUUACAAAAUGGCCUGGUAUUGACUUUAGAGUUUUGAAGUGGCAUGAUUAUAUUCAUUCUUUGAUUGAAGGUUGGAUUGUAAUAGCUGUGAACCUGUUCUUUUUGUUGAUAAUAUGCUAUAUUACUAUGUAUGUAUCUAGGGAAGGAAUUGGUCAUUGUUUGAGAUAGAUGGUCUCGUCAUUGUGGAUACCACUUUACCCUGGACUUGGCAGCUGGAGGAUUUGGUAGCUCCGGUUGGUAGU
Brachypodium distachyon (stiff brome) is the source of this 3430-nucleotide messenger RNA. Its product is annotated as COP1-interacting protein 7. The record is from RefSeq and is a predicted model, not a curated record. Lineage: Eukaryota; Viridiplantae; Streptophyta; Magnoliopsida; Poales; Poaceae. Bases 381 to 3035 code for a protein of 884 amino acids. The transcript is spliced from 10 exons.